AUGAGCAUCACCUUUGACGUAUACCGUGGCUCCAAGGAGGGCAAGAUCGUCGCGGAUAAGACGACCCGUCCCCUUCGCCCGACGGACGUCUACAUCGAAACGACACAUUCCGGUCUCUGCGGCACAGACGAGCACUACUUGCAUUCUGGCCAGGUUCUUGGCCACGAGGGCGUCGGGGUUGUUAGACAGGUUGGCGAUGCUGUGACACACGUCCAGGUCGGUGACCGUGUUGGAUUCGGAUACACACAUGAAGUCUGUGGGAUUUGCGAUCACUGCAUCAGCGGCUGGGAUCAAUACUGCGCCAACAAGAAGGAAUACGGAUUCCACAACCACGACCUCGGUUCCUUCAGCCACGGCGUCGUCUGGAAUGCCGGCAACGUCUUCAAGAUCCCGGACGGCUAUGACUCCGCCAACGCGGCGCCCCUGAUGUGCGCCGGUGCCACAGUCUGGACUUGUCUGACCGAAUACGGGCUCCGGCCCACAGACCGGGUCGGUGUCAUGGGCAUCGGUGGUCUGGGCCACCUGGCCAUUAAGCUGGCAGCUGCCAUGGGCUGUCAAGUCGUUGUUCUCUCCAGCUCCGAGCGGAAGCGCGAAGAGGCCAUGCAAUUCGGAGCGUCGGAAUACCAUGUCUUCUCCGCCGGACAGGAGAUGAAGGACUUCAAGCCGUUGAAGCAUCUUUUGCUCUGCGGUAGUGCUAACGUUGACUAUCCAUCUCUCCUUCCUCUCAUGGACGUCCAUGGCACGAUCUAUCCCCUCACUGUUGACUUCAAGCCCUCUGCCGUGCCUCUGCUUUUUAUGUGUGCCAAAGGCAUUCGCAUUCAGGGGUCCCUGGUCGCGUCCCGCAAGAGUCUGAAGUCCCUGCUGCAGUUCGCCGCCGAUAAGAAGAUUGAGCCUACGAUUAUGACGUUCCCCUUGAAUGAGGCCGGUAUCGAGGAGGCUAUGCAGACGUUGAGGGAUGGGAAGAUGAGAUACAGGGGUGUUCUUGUUCGCGAAUAA
Messenger RNA from Aspergillus pseudonomiae, 996 nucleotides. Its product is annotated as NAD(P)-dependent alcohol dehydrogenase. Lineage: Eukaryota; Fungi; Ascomycota; Eurotiomycetes; Eurotiales; Aspergillaceae. Gene Ontology annotation, biological process: alcohol metabolic process. The record is from RefSeq and is a predicted model, not a curated record. Gene Ontology annotation, molecular function: alcohol dehydrogenase (NADP+) activity; zinc ion binding. The transcript has 3 exons. The coding region runs from base 1 to 996 and encodes 331 amino acids.